Paramuricea clavata is the source of this 777-nucleotide messenger RNA. NCBI's taxonomy places the organism in Eukaryota, Metazoa, Cnidaria, Anthozoa, Malacalcyonacea, Plexauridae. The record is from the annotation of a GenBank genome assembly.
AUGGGUUGGCAGAAACGUGGCAAAGGUUUCAAUUCAAACACAGGACAAGGAGCUGUAAUGGGCUUACACACUGGAAAAAUAAUGGACUACACAACAAAGACAAAAACAUGCAGAAUUUGUGAUCAUGCAAAAAAAAUGAACUCCACUCCCCGUAAACAUGACUGCCGAAAAAAUCAUAGUGGUUCAUCAAAAGCUAUGGAGCCUACAUCUGCAGUUCAGCUGUUUAAGAACAUAACGAAACACAAUGCUAAGUACUCAACUUACACUGGGGAUGAUGACUCAACAACUGAAAGUUUUAUACAUGCACAAGUACCAUAUGGAGUUGAGAAAUUUAGUGAUAUAAUUCAUAUAAAAAGAUCGUUAUCUAGUAGAUUACAUAAUCUGGCCAAAAUGAAAAGAUUUCCCAAUUGCUCAUCAUUGUCAACAAAAGUAAUCGACUAUCUCGUGAAAUGCUUUUCAGUUGCCGUCAACCAAAACAAGGGUGAACCAAAGUCAAUGCAAGCAUCAUUAAAAUGCAUAGUACCCCAUGCAUUUGGAAUCCACACUGACUGCAGUGAGUCAUGGUGUCGAUGGAAACAGGACCCAGCUAUGUACAAGCAUGCAUAUCUACCAUAUGGGAAAGACCUGCAUGGCGAGGAAUUAAAACUAGCCCUGAAUGACAUUUUCAGUCAAUAUCAUUCUGACAACAUGGUGGAAAAGCUUGCUCCAAUCGCCAACUCUCAGAGAAAUGAGUCUUUUAACAGCACAGUUAAUUGGUUGAAAGAAUCCCAAGAUUAG